AUGGCCGAAUUCAUGCAUGUCGAGCGUCUCCUAGAAUCUCUCUCCAUUGAGGAAAAGAUCUCUUUGCUAGCCGGCGCCACAUUUUCGAACACGGCAUCUAUUGAGACGAAGGGAGUGCCGUCAAUCAAGACCGCCGAUGGACCUAAUGGCGUUCGCGCAGCCGCCGUCGACAGGGACAUCAAAUCGGCCUGUUUCCCUGCAGCAUGCAGUGUGGCUGCCACCUUUGACACCGAAAAUGCAUACAAUAUAGGCAUAUUAUUGGCCAAAGAAGCUCGUCAGAAAGGAGUGCAUUGCCUGCUUGGUCCUACAGUCUGUAUUCAUCGACAUCCGCUAGGAGGUCGAAAUUUCGAGAGUUUCAGCGAGGACCCGUUCCUUACUGGAAAGCUUUCGGCGCAAGUCAUUCGUGGACUGCAAGACAAUGGAGUCGCUGCAACUAUUAAACAUUUCGUUGCCAACGAGCAGGAAACCGCCCGUAUGACUGUCGAUGAGACCAUUUCUGAGAGAGCCCUUCGAGAAAUCUACCUUCGUCCAUUUGAGAUCGCCAUUCGCGAAGCUAGUCCUUGGGCCAUCAUGACUGCUUAUAAUUCUGUGAAUGGCAAGCAUUGCGAUGCAAAUGCCUGGCUUCUACAAGAUAUAUUACGAGGCGAAUGGAAAUGGAACGGUCUGGUGAUGAGUGACUGGGGUGGCACGAAUUCAAUUGUAGAUUCUCUGAAUGCUGGGCUGGAUUUAGAGAUGCCAGGGCCACCACGAAAGCGAUUAGAAGCUGCAGUGCUUGAAGCUUUGUCCCGAGGAGAAAUCACAGAGUCCAUAAUCAAUGAGCGAGCUCGUGCGGUCAUUCACUUUGCCACUAAGCUCAAAGCGUUGGCCGACAGACACACAAAUACUGUUUCUGUAAAUCAAUCAGAGGACCGGGCAUUUAUUCGCAAGGCAGGAGCACGAGGCAUGGUGUUGUUGAAGAAUGAAAAAGACCUCCUACCAUUAUCGAAAGAGAAGAUUGUGGGCAAAAGAAUUGCUUUGAUUGGUUUGGCGAAGGAUGCCAUCGCACACGGCGGCGGCAGCGCUAGUGUGAAUACCUAUUACAGAGUCACGCCCUGGGAAGGAAUGAGGAAUGCUCUUGGAGAUCAGGUUGAGUUGCUUUACUCCAAAGGAUUCCACCGAGAGCGUCUUCUACCACCGAUCGAUGGUCGUGCUUCGGCUUGUGGUACUGUGAUUGGCAUGGACGGCAAGCCAGGAUUCAGUCGAUUGCUUUACGCCUUCAACCGAGAAAGUGGACGGUCUGUAGGUGAGGAGCCCCUGUCUAUUCUGCACGGCUUCUCUCAGUCAGCAUACUCGCCUUUAGGCUCUCAAGAGUCACUUUGGAAGGCCUUGGAGAUUGUCGGUGAGUUCACGCCCGCUGAGACAGGCAGCCAUUAUUUUGCGUGCUCGGGACUAGGUCCCACCCAGGUAUUUGUGGAUGAUGUGGUUAUAUUUGAUCAGAGGGUAAAUUGUGCUGAUCCAAUGGGCGCAUUAUUCCUGGCAGCUCCAGAAGAGGAGAUUCGGCAUCAAUUCAUCGCUGGCCGGUCGUAUCGUCUGCGCAUCAGAACGGAGCCACCUGUUGGGCUCGGCCUCGAUAUUCUUGAGGGCCGCAGUGGUGUGCGCAUGGGCAUGUCCCUUGAAUCGAUUCAUGACCAGGACCUCGAGGCUGAGGCGGCCGAUGUUGCCUCCCAGGCCGAUGUUGCCAUUGUUUUCACUGGCCAUGAUCCGCAAUGGGAAUCAGAGGGUCGCGACCAGGACUCGUUUCAUCUCCCAAGGCGUGGUACCCAGGAUGCAGUCAUCACGGCUGUUGCAGCAGCAAAUCCAAACACGGUGGUCGUCAACUCGACCGGUGUGCCAAUUGCCAUGCCAUGGCUUGAAAACGUUCGGGCAGUGGUGCAAGCCUGGUUUCCGGGGCAGGAAUGUGGAAACUCGAUCGCAGACGUGCUGACUGGCGUGGUGAAUCCAGAAGGCCGGCUUCCCGUGAGCUUCCCUCGGCGUCUUGAGGAUUCACCUGCCUAUGGAAACUUCCCUGGCGAAUAUAUCCUAGAUCAGCUGAAGGUUACAUAUGCAGAAGGAGUUUUUGUAGGCUACAGACAUUAUGACCGUGUCCCUGGGGACCAACUCAACUUUGCGUUUGGCCACGGCCUCUCUUAUACAACAUUUUCGCAUGACAAGUUUUCUGUGGCCAUCACAGAAGGAAACAGCCAUAUAUUGGUCGCGGCUCUCCGCAUUACAAAUACUGGCUUGUUUUCUGGGGCUACUACCAUUCAGAUAUAUGUUGGAAGGCUAUCUUCAGCUGCUCAGCACCCUCACAAGACACUUGUGGCCUUCCAAAAAGUUCUUCUGCACCAUGGCGAGACUCGAGACAUCCGGCUUAGCAUCUCCACUCGCGAUUUUGCUUAUUUUGACGAGGAUUCGCCGCAAUGGGUUGUUGAUGCCGGGCAAUAUAUCUUCUACCUCGGCAAUUCAGUCUCGGAGAUUCUACAAACAGCUACUUUGGAAUUCCCACAACUGAGCUACAAACUUUAA
Molecule: messenger RNA, 2544 nt
Organism: Penicillium macrosclerotiorum
Lineage: Eukaryota; Fungi; Ascomycota; Eurotiomycetes; Eurotiales; Aspergillaceae
Product: beta-glucosidase
Exons: 3
Coding region: 1-2544 (847 amino acids)
Biological process (GO): glucan catabolic process
Molecular function (GO): beta-glucosidase activity
Source: RefSeq, a predicted model, not a curated record